CCCCAAAAACUCACUAACAAGUCUAAAAAGGUUCUCGAUCCUCUUCCAAAUUCAUUUCAUAAAAAUUUCUCUUCAACCUAGCUAAAAGCCGCUCUUCAUUCUUUUCCUCAUUCUUACACAAUGGAAAUGCUCAAAAAUGACGACGAAGAUGAUUGCCCAGAAAUGCUUGAGGCGAUCAAGUCAGUUGAGCAAAUCUUGAAUUACAAAUUUAAAGACCAAAAGUUACUAGAAAAGGCUUUGACACACCCUUCUUACACCAAAUCAGAAUCCUAUGAACGCCUAGAGAUAGUGGGGGAUGCUGCUCUGGGAUUAGCAAUCAUUAAUUUUGCUUACCUUGCUUAUCCUCACCAUGAUCCGGGUGUUCUUUCGAUUAUUAGAGCAGCUAACAUUAGCACCGAAAAGCUAGCUCGUGUUGCCAUUAGCAGUGGUUUCUAUAAGUAUGUUCGCCACAAUUCUCCAUCUUUGGAUUAUAAGGUUAAAAAGUUUACUGAACUUGUACAACAAGAAGAGGGUAUUAAAAUUUAUGGAGGUGAAAUGAAGGCACCUAAAGUUCUUGCCGACAUCGUGGAAUCUGUGGUUGGAGCAGUAUAUGAAGACCUUUGUUUUGAUUUAAAGGCUACUUGGCUGGUUGUUGGAGGACUACUUGAACCUAUCAUCACUCCUCAAAUGCUACAAAAAAAACCUCAACCGGUGACACAGUUGUUUGAGUUGUGCCAGAAAAACGGACAACAAGUUGAUAUCAAGCAGUCCAGAGAAAAUGAUAAGACUACUGCUAGUAUAUAUAUAGAUAACAAGUUAAUUGUUUCUGCAUCUUCUGAUCAAAAAGAUAACGCUAAACUUCAUGCUGCUACUGCUGCUCUAGAGAGAACAAUACAACCCACUAGCAAAAUGGAUAUAAGAAGUAGUUUUUCUGAAAAUGGUAAGAUCGGAACUGCCAAACGAAAGCUGGAGCAAUUUAGUCUCAAGAAAAAAUGGGCAAAACCAACUUACAGACUGGUGAGAGAGGAAGGUCCCAAUCAUGCUAAGACAUAUGUUUGCUCGGUUAGUUUAAAAGUUGGUGAUUACUUAUUUUGCCAAGAGGGAGAGGUUAAGUCGAGGCGCAAGGAUGCAGAGGGUUCUGCUGCGCUAGCCAUGCUUCUCGGCUUACAUGACAAAGACUUAUUAUGAUUUUUCUUAUAGUGAAGAAACUUAUGUUGUAUUUCCGCUCUAUUUCUCAUAUUUAGAGUGUUAUAACAAAGUCCUUUGAGAUUUAUUAUGACUUUUUUUCUUCGGUUUACAAUAUUAUACUGCACCAUGAUAAGAGGUUAUCUAUUGUAUGGUUGAUAAUUACUUGAUUAUGGUCAAGUGUGGGACAACUAAAUGGUUUUA
Messenger RNA from Daucus carota subsp. sativus, 1368 nucleotides. Its product is annotated as ribonuclease 3-like protein 2. Gene Ontology annotation, molecular function: RNA binding; ribonuclease III activity. Gene Ontology annotation, biological process: siRNA processing. NCBI's taxonomy places the organism in Eukaryota, Viridiplantae, Streptophyta, Magnoliopsida, Apiales, Apiaceae. The record is from RefSeq and is a predicted model, not a curated record. Bases 121 to 1167 code for a protein of 348 amino acids. Gene Ontology annotation, cellular component: nucleus; cytoplasm. The transcript is spliced from 4 exons.